Molecule: messenger RNA, 642 nt
Organism: Ostertagia ostertagi
Lineage: Eukaryota; Metazoa; Nematoda; Chromadorea; Rhabditida; Trichostrongylidae
Source: the annotation of a GenBank genome assembly
AUGGAGUUUGCUCGAAUGUCGUUCAACACAAGAGUCUCUGCCGAGGGACUUCGAACGCAAAUGAAGCAAUACCAACCGCCUCAAUAUUCCAAAGAUCUCGAUGAACGAAUCGAGGAGGAAGAUAGAGUGGAAGCAACGCCUGUGAAGAAGAAAUUCGACGACGAUCGAAAAGACGAUAGGCGUAAAAAGGAAAAGGUCACCGUUGAAUCGCUGUUCAAGGCUGAUCCACCAUUACCGGAAAAAUUGACUGCAACGGCCAAUCGAACGGAACCGGCACCAGCACUUUCCUCAAAUGCUUUACCAUCAGUGGGAGAGCCAGCAAGUUCGAGCCUCGUCACAGCGAUGUAUCCUCCGAUUCGACGGCCGGUAGUCUCAGUAGUUAAUCGGCCGAAACUCGAUGUAGUGCGUAAAAAAACACUGCGAGCUUUGUCGGUGGACAUAAGUGACGAGCCGAGGGAGGAGAACAAGAACCGGAUAACAGCAGUGCAACCGAAGCGGAAAGCGACAGAGGUCACGAACAUUGAGGACUACCUGAAUCGAAAUGUCGAUCGAUCAAAUCCUGGUGAAUCGGCGUCAUUGUUGACACGUUUGCCACGACAAGACGAUGGCAAAUUGCCAAAUCUGCCCAACGGCUAUCCGUAA